Messenger RNA from Lodderomyces theae, 1026 nucleotides. It is a transcript of the gene HEM2, whose product is annotated as porphobilinogen synthase. Gene Ontology annotation, biological process: heme biosynthetic process. Gene Ontology annotation, cellular component: cytosol. Gene Ontology annotation, molecular function: porphobilinogen synthase activity; zinc ion binding. The transcript has a single exon. NCBI's taxonomy places the organism in Eukaryota, Fungi, Ascomycota, Pichiomycetes, Serinales, Debaryomycetaceae. The record is from RefSeq and is a predicted model, not a curated record. The coding region runs from base 1 to 1026 and encodes 341 amino acids.
AUGGUUCAUCAAGCGGAAUUUCUCGAGACUACAGAAUACUCAGUCAAGUCUGUCCUUCAAGGUGGAUACAACCAUGCAUUAUCACGAGAAUGGCAACAAGAGAGACAACUCAUGAAAAACAUGUUCAUAUUCCCUCUUUUUGUAACUGAUGACCCAGAUGAAGAGAGUGAUAUUCCAUCGUUGCCCAAUAUCAAACGGUUUGGAGUAAACAAGUUGAUCCCAUAUGUGGAGUCCUUGGUCAAAAAAGGAUUACGCGCCGUCAUUUUGUUUGGUGUUCCCUUGAAGCCUGGUGUUAAGGAUGAAGUUGGUACUGCCGCUGAUGAUCCAGAUGGACCGGUUAUUGCCAGCAUCAAGUUAUUGAAGUCGAAUUUCCCUGAUUUAUUCAUCAUGUGUGAUGUUUGUCUCUGUGAGUACACGAGUCACGGCCACUGUGGGAUUUUGAAUGAGGACGGGUCAUUGAAACCUGAACCUUCAGUCAAACGUAUUGCCGCUGUUGCAGUCAACUAUGCUAAAGCUGGAGCCAACUGUGUGGCUCCUUCGGAUAUGAUGGAUGGAAGGAUCAAAGAUAUUAAAGCUGGCUUGAUCAAGGCCGGUUUGGCAAACAAGUGUCUUGUCAUGUCAUAUGCUGCCAAGUUUUCUGGAAACUUGUAUGGUCCAUUUAGGGAUGCAGCUGGGAGUGCACCUAGUCACGGUGACAGAAAAGCAUAUCAAUUACCACCAGCAGGAUCGGGAUUGGCAAGAAGAGCAUUGUUGAGAGACAUGGAGGAGGGAGCCGAUGCAGUUAUUGUGAAACCAUCUACUUUCUAUUUGGAUAUCAUUAGUGAUGCAAGCAGAGUAUGCCGUGAUUAUCCAAUCUGCGCGUAUCAUGUCAGUGGUGAAUAUGCCAUGUUGCAUGCUGCUGCUGAAAAGGGUAUUGUUGAUUUGAAAGGCAUUGCAUUUGAAGCACAUCAGGGGUUUUUAAGAGCAGGUGCGAGAUUGAUUAUUAGUUACUUUACACCAGAGUUUUUGGACUGGUUACAAGUGUAA